Urocitellus parryii (Arctic ground squirrel) is the source of this 546-nucleotide messenger RNA. RefSeq names its product germinal center associated signaling and motility (gene Gcsam). The record is from RefSeq and is a predicted model, not a curated record. Lineage: Eukaryota; Metazoa; Chordata; Mammalia; Rodentia; Sciuridae. Gene Ontology annotation, biological process: negative regulation of lymphocyte migration; regulation of B cell receptor signaling pathway.
AUGGGGAACCAUCUACAGAGGGAAAACAGUUUUAGGUGGCAGCGGGACACUCAAGAAAUGCCUUGGAAACUCAGACUUCAAAACACCAAGCAGAGAACAUCCAGAUGCUGGGAUUGCCACGACACAGAAGAGUGUUUCUGCCUCCCGUGGAAAAAAUUAUGUGUUUUUAAAGCAAGGCAAGAUUCCCAAAAGAAAAAUGAAGGAAUGACACCUACUCCUAUCCAGGACCGUGCUAAUCAGACCCACACGGAGGAGCUCUGCUAUGUCCUUAUCCAUCAUCACAAGGACCAGGGAAGAAGGCCUUCAGGGACUUCUGCUGAGGUGUACUAUGAGAAUGUUUCCUGCAAGGCUGAAAGACCCAAAGAGUCUUUGGGAGGAACAGAGACUGAGUAUUCACUUCUCCGUGUGCCCUCCACUCCUAGGCAACCCCCUUCCCCAGAAGAUGAAUAUGAGCUUCUCAUGCCGAGCACAAUCUCCUCUCCCUCCCUGAAGCAGCCACACGUACUUCCCUCCCCUUUUGAGACACAGUUUUCCCUUUUACAAUGA